AUGGAGGAUGUGUGCGCCAAGUUCGUGUCGCAGAAGAUCAGUAAGACGCGCUGGCGGCCCCUGCCCGCCGCCGCGCUCCAGCCCCCUGACGUCUUCGCCACCGGUUCCUGGGACAACGAGGAUAACAGGAUCUCGAUUUGGUCUGUUGGAGAUGUUGGAAACGCGGGCCUCAAUGGCGAAUUUCAAGCAGAACCUCAGCUGCUGUGUGACAUCAGGCACGAUGGUGAUGUCAUGGAUAUGCAGUUUUUGGAUCAAGAGAGAAUUGUGGUUGCCUCAUCAACAGGAACUGUAACUGUAUUCCGUCAUCAUCAAAAUAACCAGACUUUAUCUGCUAACCAGCGGUGGGAGAAAGCUCAUUAUCACGUGGAUCAAGAAAUAUCUUGUGGUGGCGCAGCAUGUACUGGUGUCAUCUGCAACAACCCAGAAAUUGUCACUGUUGGAGAAGAUGGUAGAAUAAAUCUCUUCAGAGCUGACCAAAAGGAUGCAGUAAGAACUAUAGACAAUGCAGACAGCAGUACGCUCCAUGCUCUGACUUUCCUUCGCACAACUGAAAUCUUGACAGUAAAUUCAAUUGGACAGUUAAAAAUAUGGGACCUCAGACAGCAAAGAAAUGAACCAUCUCAAAUAUUUUCUUUGACAGGUGACAGAGUUCCACUGCACUGUGUGGACAGGCAUCCCAAUCAGCAGCAUAUUGUGGCCACAGGGGGCCAGGAUGGGAUGCUGAGUAUAUGGGAUAUCAGACAGGAUACUAUGCCAGUGUCCCUGCUUAAUGCUCAUGAAGCAGAAAUGUGGGAAGUUCACUUCCAUCCCUCCAACCCUGAUCACUUAUUUACAUGUUCUGAAGAUGGAUCUUUAUGGCACUGGGAUACUUCCACAGAUGUAGCUGAAAAACCAUCUUUUCUUCAUCAAGGAGGAAGAAGUACUACCUAUUUUACCCACAGUAGCAUUAAUCAGUCUGUAGUAAGUGCCUGGCUAAGCAACGAUCCUACUAAAGACCGCAUGGAAAUCACCAACUUAAUUCCAAAUCAGACUUUGUCUGUGAAUACUUUAGAUGUUUUGGGACCAUGCCUAGUAUAUGGUACUGAUGCAGAGGCUAUUUACGUAAACAGACAAAUUUUCGCAUGAAAUGAUUCCAGUAGCCCUUUGAAAUAUUUGUCACCUUCAGCUACUGGGCGA
Molecule: messenger RNA, 1176 nt
Organism: Indicator indicator
Lineage: Eukaryota; Metazoa; Chordata; Aves; Piciformes; Indicatoridae
Gene: NUP43
Product: nucleoporin 43
Exons: 8
Coding region: 1-1125 (374 amino acids)
Cellular component (GO): nuclear pore outer ring
Molecular function (GO): protein binding
Source: RefSeq, a predicted model, not a curated record